AUGGCGGAGCGUAACCAUCAGUUUGACUUUGAGAACACACGGGUUUUAACUGGAGAUGCCACUAAGGGGGGCCGGUUGGUCAAGGAAGCCUGGCUUUCUGAUGGCGAUUCUGUCAACCGCCACAUCAACCUGCAUUCGACCCACCUGGCACUAAGGAGAUGGGGCAAAAGUCAUCGAUGGACCCAUAACAGUCAACCCCGUCGACGCUUGCAGGAUCAGGGCGACGGUGACAUAACCGCUCACGAAGAGACAUCAAUGGAAUCCCGACGAUCGGUAGACACCCACUUAUCCACUACGUGUGAUCGACAACGAUCUCCCACCAGCAAACAGCUGAGGGAUUUUCUGGAUACCACGUGCAAAACAAGGCAUAUGGAAUUGAGAGAGCUACACACAUCAGGCCCAUGCCGGCCCGCUAGUAAAUCUCCCACGCGACGAUGGAACGAAGGAGCUGGUAAUAUCAACGGUGCUACAGGAACUGAUGAUACCAGUCCUUCAAAAUGUUGGAAAAUCACAGUCUGGGUCAUACUGGGAGGAAGCAUUGCUUUGAAUGUGGCCCUAAUUGUUCUUCUGAUAUUAUUUCAGAUACAAGGUGUUGUCUACCCAUCGACUUCAACCAAUUCGUGUGGAUGGAUCCCAGGUACUUUAAUAGCUUCCGUGAACUUUGAUCCGGAGACUGCUCAUCGCCAGAUCGUCAUUUCUGGGGAUCGGAAAACUGCAACAUGGGGAAGGGAAGAACAAGCACUUUCUAAAAGUGAUAAAAGAUUUAACAUGCGGGUGUGGGUUCUGGGUCAGCCUGGGUUUAAAUCAGGAAAACACUGUUGGGAGGUGGAAAUAAAACACGAUGGAGAAUGGGCGGUGGGAGUUGCCAGGGAGUCAGUGAAGAGAAAAGGAAUGACGGAUUUUAGCACCAAAGAAGGCAUCUGGGCUAUUGCAGAACAUUUGGAGAAAGCAAUUUACGUAGCUUUUACUGAGCCACAACACACCAGGCUUGCUUUGGAAAAGAAGCCCCGGAGGAUUCGUGUGUUUGUGGAUUACCUCUAUCAAGAAGUGGAAUUUUUCAAUGUAGAAACAAAGACUACCAUAUUCUUUUUCUCAAACGCAUCCUUCUCUGGAGAAAUAAUCUACCCCUGGUUCCGGGUUUGGGAUGGAACUGAGCUGACGCUUCAUCCCUAAUGCCCAGCACUUAAUGAAAAAGGGAGCUCUUUCUCAUGCCACUCUGCUGGCUAGGUAUGGUGGGAGCUGUGGUCUAGCAUAUUUGGAAGAUGGCCCUGUGGAUUAUACUACUUGGGAUUGUGAACAUUAUGCAAUCAUGGCUAUUGCAGAAAUGCUUACCUCAACCAUCCAUACAACCUUUCACCUAAUACCUUCAGGAAAAUUUGGGAAUUAUAGAUAAGUCACCAGUUUGGGGAAGCCUAUUCUAGAGUGUAUAAAAGGUUGCAACCAAGUUAAUUCUCUGCAGUCAUAAGAGUAAGAUAUGCAGAUAUCUCUGCAGAUAUGAAUAAGCUUCUGUAAUUUCAAAGUAUGAGUCUUUCCAACAGAGGUCCAUUGUAUUUCAACAAUAUUCCCAGCUAUGGUCCAUGAGAAUCACACAGGUUGAUUGUGGGGACAGUCACGCAGGUUGGUUGUGAUGCAAAUUGUGGCUGAAAUCUCAAAUUUUGGCAGCAUUGUUCAGGAUUUCAGAUAGAGCACAAACAUUUUAUGUUCCCAUGAGUGAUAUCAUGAGAUCACAGCACUUGUGGGCAUCACACAAUCAACUUGCUUAUGUAGCAAUUUGUGAUAAGAAAGUUUGCAUGAAGAAAAAA
This is a messenger RNA of Protobothrops mucrosquamatus (brown spotted pit viper), 1802 nucleotides long. RefSeq lists its product as uncharacterized. The record is from RefSeq and is a predicted model, not a curated record. The transcript is spliced from 4 exons. Gene Ontology annotation, molecular function: protein binding. NCBI's taxonomy places the organism in Eukaryota, Metazoa, Chordata, Lepidosauria, Squamata, Viperidae. Bases 1 to 1173 code for a protein of 390 amino acids.